AUGGCAUCACCAACAGAAAUGGAGACGGUCGAGAUCGGCAUCAUCGGAAUGGGCGACAUGGGUCGUCUCUAUGCUACCAAGAUGAGCGAUGCCGGAUGGAAGCGAGUCAACGUCUGCGACCGACCGGAAAACUACGAGAACCUUCGCAAGGAGUUCGAAGGCUCGGGAAUCACCGUCCUGCGAGAUGGACACCUCGUGUCCCGGCGCAGCGACUUUAUCAUCUACUCUGUCGAAGCGGCUUACAUUGACAAGGUGGUGGAGCAGUACGGAUCCUCGGCAAAGAUCGGGGCUAUCGUAGCAGGCCAAACCUCGGUCAAGGCACCCGAAAAGGCUGCAUUCGAAGAGCACCUCCCGAAAGACACCCACAUCAUUUCAUGUCAUUCUAUGCACGGCCCGAAAGUGGAUCCAACCGGCCAGCCACUCAUCCUCAUUCAGCAUCGCGCACCGGACGACAAGCUGCGACUGGUCGAGAGGAUCAUGGCCUGCUUCCGCUCCAACUAUGUCUACCUCACCUACGAAGAGCACGAUACGGUCACCGCCAACACCCAAGCAGUCACUCAUGCUGCAUUCCUGUCGAUGGGGACUGCAUGGUGCUGCUCAAACCAAUAUCCUUGGGAGUCGGAGCGAUACCCGGGAGGCAUCGAGACUGUCAAGAUCAACAUUUGUCUACGCAUCUACUCGGCCAAAUGGCACGUCUACGCCGGCCUGGCGUUGCUCAAUCCAGCAGCCAAGACGCAAGUCACCCAAUUCGCGCAGAGCUGUACUGACCUGUUCAAACUUAUGGUGGCCGAGAGGGAGCAAGAGCUCAUGGAGCGCGUUUUUGCCGCACGCAAAAAGGUCUUUGGCUGGGAAAAGGACGAAGAGAGCAACAGCGUCAUCUCACGUACUGGCACAAAGGAGGAGCGCAAACCCAUUCUCAUGAGCGACAAGCUGCUCGAUCGAUUCCACAUGGCCGCUCGCAAAGCCACCUCGACCGCUAAUAGUGACUCGGGCGAUCAGGAAGAAACCACUUCAUCAUUGCAGUCCCCACCCAACUCGCAUCUCUCGCUCUUGGCCAUUGUCGACUGCUGGAGUUCGCUCGGCAUCAACCCGUACGACCAUCUCGAUCUGGCGGCAACGCCCAUCUUCAGGAUCUGGAUCGGCGUCUGCGAAUAUCUGUUCCGCUCGCCAGAGCGACUGCAUCAAGCGUGCCAGGCCGCGGUGCGCGAUCACAGCUUCCGCGCCGACGACACCGAGUUUGUCAUUGCUUCGCGGGGCUGGGCCCAAGCCGUGCAGUUUGGCAACUUUGACAGCUACCAGAGGCGCUUUGAGGAGACCAGACGAUUCUUUGAGCAUCGAUUCCAGGAAGCAGGCGCGGUGGGGGCAGAGAUGCUCAAAGUGGUCUUGGCAAACUAG
Molecule: messenger RNA, 1395 nt
Organism: Sporisorium graminicola
Lineage: Eukaryota; Fungi; Basidiomycota; Ustilaginomycetes; Ustilaginales; Ustilaginaceae
Exons: 2
Coding region: 1-1395 (464 amino acids)
Biological process (GO): L-tyrosine biosynthetic process
Molecular function (GO): prephenate dehydrogenase (NADP+) activity; prephenate dehydrogenase (NAD+) activity; NAD+ binding
Source: RefSeq, a predicted model, not a curated record